AUGGAUAGCGAAAUUUGGAAUCAGUUGUCCCCUACUAUUGUGCAUUAUGUUGAAAUUCUUGUCAGACAAGGACAAGUUGGAAUUGGUGCCGGAAAUAUCUAUAUCAAAGAUGUGUUUUCCAGCUGUCCAAGUAUUGCAUUACCACCAAAGGGAGAUCGUUUUAAAGUAGCCUUACCUUAUGGUGGAUGUUCUGUUACUUGGGAAGUGUUAUUUGAUUGUAACCAUCCAGAAGAACCUCCAGAUUUCAUAUUUGAUGCAGAUCAAAAGGGAUUUGCACCUGAACUUGAGAGCAUCCAGUCUUUGAUUAACUGGGACCAUCGGAAGCCAUCAGCACUUUUACUGGUACUGCAAGAACUUCUUGAAAAAUAUCGGCGCUACCAACAACAGCUGGUAGAAACAAACUAUAGACUCAAGUUUGAAUAUGAAUCUCUUUUGGAACAGACAGACAUCAAACCUGAAGAAGUGGAAAUGCAUGUCUCAAAGAUGGAGAACAAUGGUAUUGGUCCAGUUCAUUUUCUAAUCAAAAUGUCAGUAGAUUUUUCUCGGAUACCUUCUUAUCUGACAAAGGAUGACCCUGGAGAGGACAGUGCCGUUUUGUUGGUAAUGUUUCCAUACCCAGGUGCCUCAACUGCUAAUCCACAACUGUACUUAUCCCCACGAGUUGAAAAUGCCUUGGGAGGUUCUGCCAACCUAAGAAUUCCUCCAUUCCCAAAUGGAGGAGUUCUUAUUGACUAUGUGCCAAAAGUAAACCAAUUAUUGAAGAACAAAGUCGAACAAGUUGUACAAGGUUAUGAAAAGAGGAAGGAGUAUAUUGCAGCAUUUUUAAGUCAUUUUGCAAGAUCCCUUUUGGAAUAUGAUGCUGAAGGAUUUUCAAGGAUUUCUUUCCUCUUCGAAUGGAAUGAUUUCUUCUUCAUCUUUCAAGCUGAAUUAUCCUUGUACUUUCCUCGAGAACAACCUGUGCUAACAUUUCAAUCCAUUUACCACGAAUCUAAAGGAAAACCUUACACAGAAUCCAGAAAGGAUUAUCCUUACAGCCCCAGGUGGAGCGGCAAUGAAAUGGCAGAGAGAGCCAAAAUUUUUAUAUUGGACAGCAUUGGUGCUUUUCAGAAAUCUUCCUUAAACAGUGGAACUUUCUAG
This is a messenger RNA of Acanthosepion pharaonis, 1137 nucleotides long. The record is from the annotation of a GenBank genome assembly. NCBI's taxonomy places the organism in Eukaryota, Metazoa, Mollusca, Cephalopoda, Sepiida, Sepiidae.